AUGGACGACACGCACGACGGCCUGCCGCCCAUCCUCGGCCUCGACGAUGUGCCGCCAGCCAGCGCUGCACCGCCGCGCCCGCGCGCGCCGGCCAGCGGCGACGGGCCCGUGCCGCUGCGCAUGCCCGCCAUCCUCGUCAACCCGCGCGUGCGGCACCUGGGCGGCGCAGCGGGCGCAGCGGCGCCGCCGCCGGUGCGUGCGGCGCCGGCGGGCAAGCGCAAGAAGGACCUGGGCCAGCGCAAGCUGCGCAGGGCCGAGAACGCGGUGCUCUUCGGCAACCCGCACGCCGUGCCGCCCCGGCCGCGCGACUACUCGCUGCUGCACCCGAACCCGCUGCGAGCGCCCAAGGCACCCUUGCCUGCCGCACUGCGACAGAUGCAGCGCGGCAGUGCGCCGUCUGGGCCGCCAGAGGGCUCCGCGACGGACGCAGCUGCGCUGGCGGCGCGGGCGGCGUCAUCGGCGUCGGGCCAGUUCCGCCUCUCGCUGCGCGAGGCACACUGGGUCCUCUCGCAGCGUCUUGGCUUGCAGCGCUCCUCGUCGCGCGCGCGCAACGUGGGCAAUAUGGAAGCCAGCGACGAGACGCUGCACCUCAGUGGCCUGGCUGGCAAUGCCGCGCACGCGCACGACGACCUCGGCCCUGCGCAGGCCCUCGUGCGCCGCGCCGAGCGCGAGCUCGUCGACUGGCUGCGCCAGGACGUGCAUGUCGGGCCGUCGAUGACGCGCGCCCGCAUCUUCGUCAACGCCGACUUUGAGGAGCUGCCGCAGGGCGGCGAAGAGGCGCAGGAGGCCAGCGACGACGAGCCGCCGCAGUUUGCAGAGAAGAUGCGCGCGCCGCACGCCGUUGUCUGGAUCAUCCCCGAUGCGUUUCUGCGGCUGGCGGUGCACUGCCUUGCGCGGAUACACGGCUGCCCGUCCUUCUCGAAGGACGCACCGCAGCGGCCAGGCUCCGGCGAGAGCGCGGCGGUGGUGCGCGAGACAUGGAUCCUACACCCGCGUCCGCUUGCCCGACCACGCGCCAGUGCCGCCGGGCUAGCGCACGCACCGGCAGGCGGGCUCGAGACGCCGCCGACGACCGACCUCGGCACGGACCUGAGCACGGACGCGGGCACGGACCUGGGCACCGACAGCGAGCUCUACUCUGCCUCGGAGGCCGGCGACGAUUGGGAGAGCGCGAGUAUAGAGGGCGACCGCACGGCACGGGAAGAGACGCCAGGACAGCACACACUUAGAGCGCUAGAAGAGGAAGACGACGACGGGCUGCUCAGCGAUGACGACGACUGGCAUGCCGAUCUCGACUCAGACAGCGCCAGCGUCGGCAGCGGCAGUCUGGCCGACAGCAUGGCCAGCCUCACGGUACCGGACGAGCCGUAG
Messenger RNA from Tilletiopsis washingtonensis, 1371 nucleotides. RefSeq lists its product as hypothetical. The transcript has 3 exons. The coding region runs from base 1 to 1371 and encodes 456 amino acids. The record is from RefSeq and is a predicted model, not a curated record. NCBI's taxonomy places the organism in Eukaryota, Fungi, Basidiomycota, Exobasidiomycetes, Entylomatales.